Molecule: messenger RNA, 2153 nt
Organism: Amorphotheca resinae ATCC 22711
Lineage: Eukaryota; Fungi; Ascomycota; Leotiomycetes; Helotiales; Amorphothecaceae
Exons: 4
Coding region: 127-1866 (579 amino acids)
Biological process (GO): protein refolding; apoptotic mitochondrial changes; protein import into mitochondrial intermembrane space
Cellular component (GO): mitochondrial matrix; mitochondrial inner membrane
Molecular function (GO): ATP binding; protein-folding chaperone binding; ATP-dependent protein folding chaperone
Source: RefSeq, a predicted model, not a curated record
CAUUUCCUCUGCUCUCUUUUCUUGACUUCUGCAUCUCACUCACAACCCGAGUUCCCAGUCGAGAUCGACCAGAUCUUGCUUGUACCACUACUCUUCUCCCAGCAUCUUUAAUAAUCUCUUCCCAAUAUGCAGCGAGCAUUGACAUCAAGAGCUAGGGCCUCGGUCCUCUCAAGCUCCAGACUUCGUGGCUACAAUGCUCAACAAUUACGAUUCGCACACAAGGAACUCAAAUUCGGUGUUGAAGGUCGAGCAGCUCUCCUGGCUGGUGUUGAGACAUUAGCAAAGGCAGUAGCUACAACUCUGGGACCCAAGGGACGCAAUGUCAUUAUCGAGUCUAGUUACGGAUCCCCCAAGAUCACCAAAGAUGGUGUAACUGUCGCAAGAGCCAUUUCCCUCAAGGACAAAUUCGAAAACCUCGGUGCCCGACUCAUCCAAGAUGUUGCCUCAAAGACCAACGAGACUGCUGGUGACGGAACUACCUCCGCCACCGUCCUCGCCCGCGCCAUCUUCUCUGAGACUGUCAAGAACGUCGCUGCGGGAUGCAACCCCAUGGAUUUACGAAGAGGCACCCAAGCUGCCGUUGAUGCCGUUGUCGAAUUCCUACGAAACAACAAGCGGGAUAUUACCACCAGCGAAGAGAUUGCGCAGGUGGCAACCAUCUCUGCCAACGGCGACACCCACAUUGGCAAGCUGAUUUCAAGUGCCAUGGAGAAGGUUGGAAAGGAGGGUGUGAUCACCGUCAAGGAGGGAAAGACCAUGGAGGACGAGCUUGACGUGACCGAGGGCAUGCGAUUCGACCGUGGAUUUGUCUCUCCAUACUUUAUCACCGAUACUAAGUCACAAAAGAUCGAGUUCGAGAAGCCAUUGAUUCUUCUCUCUGAGAAGAAGAUCUCUGCCGUUCAAGAUAUCAUCCCCGCUCUCGAGGCCUCCACCCAACUCCGUCGCCCUCUGGUCAUCAUCGCUGAGGAUAUCGAUGGAGAGGCUCUGGCCGUCUGCAUCCUGAACAAGCUCCGCGGCUCGCUCCAAGUUGCUGCUGUCAAGGCCCCUGGCUUCGGUGACAACCGCAAGUCCAUUCUCGGAGAUAUCGGCAUUCUCACCAACGCAACCGUCUUCACUGAUGAGCUUGACAUCAAGCUCGAGAAGGCCACCCCAGAUAUGUUCGGAUCCACCGGCUCAAUCACCAUCACAAAGGAGGACACUAUCAUCUUGAACGGUGAUGGAAGCAAGGAUGCCAUUGCGCAGCGAUGUGAGCAGAUCAGGGGUGUCAUGAACGACCCAACUACCUCUGAUUACGAGAAGGAGAAGCUCCAAGAGCGUCUUGCUAAGCUUUCCGGAGGUGUUGCCGUCAUCAAGGUCGGUGGAUCAUCCGAGGUUGAAGUCGGCGAGAAGAAGGACCGAUUCGUCGAUGCUCUUAACGCUACCCGCGCUGCUGUUGAGGAAGGUAUCCUGCCAGGUGGUGGAACUGCUCUCCUCAAGGCUGCGAGCCAAGCUCUUAACGGACUCAAGCCUGCCAACUUCGACCAACAACUCGGUGUCAGCAUCAUCAAGAGCGCCAUCACCAAGCCUGCACGAAUGAUUGUCGAGAACGCAGGUACUGAGGGCUCCGUUGUCGUCGGCAAGCUUAUGGAUGAGUUCGGAUCAGAUUUCAACAAAGGAUACGACAGCUCGAAGGGAGAGUACGUCGACAUGAUUGCCGCCGGUAUCGUUGAUCCUUUCAAGGUUGUCCGAACAGGAUUGGUUGAUGCCAGCGGUGUUGCCUCAUUACUAGGCACCACCGAGGUAUCGAUCGUUGAGGCACCAGAGGAGAAGGUGCCAGGCCCACCAGGUGGAAUGGGAGGAAUGGGCGGCAUGGGCGGAAUGAUGUAGGUGAUUGGAAGAUAAUGUAAAAUACCCAUCAAGGCAGUCUUCUCUUGACAGUUGCCUGCGCAGCAUCUUGCCAUGAUAUGGCUGCCAUAUCAAACUUUGUACAACACCCCUCCACUCUUUCUUCGUUCAUUGUCUUAUAUCUGGCAUUGGGGGAAGCGAUUUGGUGUUUUUAAAGGCGGUGGGCAUGUAACAAUAUUGCAGUAAAAAGCAGUCAAAAGUGUCAAAAGUCUAUAUAGCGUGGCCUCGCCACCUAAUGCUAACCUUUGAACUCAAAAACAUUCAUGUUU